AUGUCAUCAACAAAAAGAACUAAUUGGACAUCUACAAAAAGAGGCCGAAUUGUCAUAUUGAGAGAAAAUGGCCUCUCUUAUGCUGAAAUUGCAAAACACAUUGGUUUUUUAAUGACCUGUUAUGGUGUACGAAAGUUCCGUUUACGUUAUGAAAAAACGAAAUCAGUGAAAAAUAAAGCCAAAUCAGGCCGAGAAAAUGCACAAAUUGCCCUGAGGGUGAGGCUUCAUGGUUAUGCCCCAAAGAACAACUUUGGCAAUCAAGAAAUCAAAAAAGCAAAAAUACACUCUAGAAUAAAUAGAAUUUUGGAUGCACCAGGUGGAACUGGCAAAACAUUUAUUAUUUCGCUAAUUCUCGCUGAAAUACGAUCGAAUAAUGGCAUCGCUUUGGCGGUUGCAUCAUCUGGCAUUGUGGCAACUUUAUUGGAUGGAGGCAAAACAGCUCAUUCAGUAUUUAGGCUGCUACAAAAUAUUCAAGACAACUCAGAUGCAGUGUGCAACAUAAAAAAGCAAUCGUCUAUGGCCACAGUGUUGAAACAGUGUAAAAUUAUCAUCUGGGAUGAAUGCACUAUGGCACACAAACAUUCGCUUGAGGCGCUGAACAGGGCAUUGAAAGAUAUAAAAAACAAUGACAAAUUAUUUGGCGGCACUCUGUUACUCCUUUCAGGUGAUUUCAGACAAACAGUUCCCGUCAUUCCGCGUUCAAAGUACGCUGACGGGAUCAAUGCUUACUUGAAAUCAUCUCCACUGAGGCGUAAUGUUGAAAAAGUUCAACUAAAAGUAAAUAUGCGCGUCCAAAUGCUUCAAGAUCCAUCUGCUGAAACAUUCUCAAAACAAUUGUUAUAUAUCGGUGAUGGAAAAGUUACUAAGGAUUAG
Messenger RNA from Parasteatoda tepidariorum (common house spider), 873 nucleotides. Lineage: Eukaryota; Metazoa; Arthropoda; Arachnida; Araneae; Theridiidae. The record is from RefSeq and is a predicted model, not a curated record.